UUUAUAUACUUCGAGUCCUCUCCCCUUUAAAAUUUGGAAGGAGUGAACGAAUGAAACAAACACAUGCCGUUUACAGAAAGCUGAAUGCUUCACCUGAAACUCUUGCCACCUCUCUCCUCUUUCUUCUUCUCUCGUCGUGAUUCCUACAAAUAUCGCGAAUAAUUUGCAUCAAAAUCCGAUCUUGGCGAUCUGGGUUUCUCAAAUCUCAUCUGGGUUCUUCAGUUCUCGAACUAAAUUCGUUUCUCAAUUAAUAAUCGAAUAAAUAAAGACACUGAGACCGGUUUGUGUUGGGAUCUGUCGGCUCUGAGGCAUUGCGAUUACUACUGGGUCAUGUCUUACAGUAACCCAAACCCAAAUCCAGAGGCCUUCUACGGUUCACCGACAGCCACCACGAACUCUCCGGAGACGGUGCCGGAGCUUAAACUGUACCAAGCUUUCAUCUUCUCAGUGCCCAUCUGUUUCACAUUCAUUAUCCUCUUCUUGUUUUACUUGAUCUACCUUCGCCGCCACAGCGUCGAUUGGUCUUCUCUCGGAGUUCGAAGCAGUUUCAUCACCACCAAUAACACUCUCUCCGUGGCUGAAUUAGGGCUGAGCAAAGAAGUGAGAGGGAUGCUCCCCAUUGUCGUCUACAAGGAGAGCUUCUCCGUCACGGAUUCACAGUGCUCGGUUUGCUUGGGGGAUUACCAAGCGGAAGACAAGCUUCAACAAAUCCCAGCAUGUGGGCACACAUUCCACAUGGACUGUAUUGACCAGUGGCUCACAACGCACACCACUUGCCCUCUCUGCCGUCUCUCUCUUGUCCCCAAGUCCAGCCCGAGCCAGCCCCAUCACAGCCAAGACCCUUCUUCUCUCUCGGAGAUCACUGAUGAAGCAUCUGCUCGGCCAGAGCCCUGGUCUACUGAACAACCCGUAAACCAGAGCAGUGACGGCCAAGAACAGCCGAGGGAUCUGAAUGAGUGUAGCCACAAGGAAAAGGAUGAACGAACCACAGUAGGCGCUUCGGAUGCUUGUGAUGAUCCCAGACCUGGUUAAAAGGCUUUUUAGCCUCCUGGAUCUCCCUGUAAAGUGUUUGCUACUUUCUUCUUGUUUGUAACAUUAAUAGGAGUGAAAAGAGAGCGUGAUAUCAGAUGAAGGAAAAAUGGUAACUUGAAUAAGAACUGCGUGUUCUUCAUCAUCUUCUAGGUGUUUGGGAUCAACCCAUUUAAUGUGCGGAUUCAUCGAAACUCGCCGCAGAAAAACCGGCCUGACGGGUUUCAUCCCAAGGGGUUUAUCUUGUUUCA
Molecule: messenger RNA, 1280 nt
Organism: Tarenaya hassleriana
Lineage: Eukaryota; Viridiplantae; Streptophyta; Magnoliopsida; Brassicales; Cleomaceae
Product: RING-H2 finger protein ATL7-like
Exons: 3
Coding region: 331-1032 (233 amino acids)
Source: RefSeq, a predicted model, not a curated record